Physcomitrium patens is the source of this 2440-nucleotide messenger RNA. The record is from RefSeq and is a predicted model, not a curated record. Lineage: Eukaryota; Viridiplantae; Streptophyta; Bryopsida; Funariales; Funariaceae.
UUAUUGUUUUUCUAAUUACGUUUUAGUAUAAUAUUAUAUUUAUAGCAUCCAGGUAGUCGUGUCGCCGUCUUUAGCUGACAGCGCCGCUUGGAAACACGUGUGAAUGCUCUUCAUAUACGUGGUAGAAGGUGUUUUCUAGAAUCUGGGGCGAUGCUCACGUUUCGAUUUUCGAUCAUGCAGUAGGUCUACCACGUGCAUGUUUGUCUAACUGUUCAGCAUAAUCGCCUCUCUUAUCGUCUCUUCGUAAUUCACAAAUGGUACUGGCCUUGUCAGAAGGUUAUGCGAGAGAAGAAAUGCAUAUGUAGUUUGAGGUCUAUAUAUUGCUUCCAAUAGAGGGUGAAGCACUCGGUACCUGAAAAUUCAGCAAGUAUGAUGCCAGGUUCUCCCCUUGUUCGGAGGCGGAGCAACACAGGAGGGAAUACCCCUACUCGGUUGGGCAGGGGAACAUGGAGUCUUGCAGGGAUGGUUCAUGGAGUCUCACGGCCACGCUCGCAGUUAGUGAUCAAGGUCCUCCUUGCAGCGACAUUAACUGCGCUUUGCAUGUUCAUCCUUCGUCAGUACGAUUCUGCUGGAACUAUUGAUAAGUUCUCGGUCAAAGAUGAUGUGACCCACGUGUUAGUGACUGGCGGUGCAGGCUACAUUGGCUCCCAUGCCACUUUAAGAUUACUCAAAGAUGGCUAUCGAGUCACUAUAGUGGACAAUCUAUCAAGAGGAAAUAUGGGAGCCGUUCAAGUUCUGCAAGGGCUGUUUCCAGAACCCGGGCGAUUACAAUUCUUGUACGUAGACCUUGGUGACAGUAAAGCUAUAAAUGAGGUUUUCAGCAAAAAUGCAAUAGAUGUGGUCAUGCAUUUUGCAGCUGUGGCUUAUGUUGGAGAAAGUACGGCAGAACCGCUUAGGUAUUACCAUAAUAUUACUUCAAAUACUCUAGGGUUGGUAGAGGCCAUGGUGAGGCAUCGUGUUCACAAACUCAUUUACUCAAGCACCUGUGCAACUUAUGGAGAACCGGAUGUUAUGCCCAUAAAGGAAAGCACACCACAGGUUCCAAUAAAUCCAUAUGGGAAAGCAAAGAAGAUGGCAGAGGACAUAAUUUUGGACUAUGUUAAGAGCAACGACCAGUUAGCGGUGAUGAUAUUGAGGUACUUUAAUGUUAUUGGGUCUGAUUCCAAAGGACGUCUAGGAGAGGCUCCGCGACCGGAACUUCGAGCACAUGGACGAAUUUCAGGGGCUUGCUUUGAUGCAGCAAUGGGUGUCAUUCCAGAAUUGAAGGUCCAAGGGACGGAUUACAAUACCGAGGAUGGAACAUGCGUACGAGAUUAUAUUCAUGUGACAGAUCUCGUAGAUGCUCACGUGAAGGCCCUGAACGCUGCGAAGCCUGGCAAACCGGGUAUCUACAAUGUAGCUACUGGUAAAGGUGUUAGUGUCAAGCAGUUCGUUGAAGCAUGUAAAGCAGCAACGGGUGUGAAUGUAACUGUUAAAUACAUGGAUCGACGACCGGGUGAUUAUGCCGAGGUUUACAGUGACCCAACUAAAAUCAAGAAUGAGCUCAAUUGGACUGCCCGUCAUACGGACUUGACAAAGACGCUAAGAGUGGCUUGGAAGUGGCGGAAAGCGCAUCCGAAGGGCUAUACGGCUGUGAACUAUUUGAAUAGCUGAGCUUUGGGGAGUCGGUGACUUGACUGCUUGCUCUGUUAACGCACCCUUGCUGCAGAAAAUGCUCUCUUCUGCAGAAAUCGAUGAAGUCAACACAUGCUGCAGGCUGCAUAAGGACAAACAUUUACGUAUGCACUUAUGUUGUGCAUCGAAUUGUCUUGAUGUGUAUGGACUCAGUUGAUUCACCAACUUCUCAGUGCGAGGGUUGAUUUGGAUUUCCACUUCAAAAUGGUGGAGAGAUGGUUACGUUCGGGGGGAAAUCGGUACCGAUAACUCGCAGGAUGUGUAGAUGUAAGCUUCACAUUGAGGCUUCACCAAACCCAAGUAGCACACGGCUUAUAGACAGGUCUUGUUCUGCAGCAGCGACCAGGGCUGUUGACGUUGAAUCCAAGCGGAUGAACAUGACAUUCUCAAGUGCAGGGUCUUGUACAGGUUGUGCACAGGAGCUCUAAGCCUUACAUGCAAUCUCUUCAUUUCAUGACUACGAAAGGUCUGGUAGUGAUCAAAUCAUGCUCUUCCUGCUUUUCUUCAAAUAUUUUCACAAACGUGAGAAGUUGUAUAUAUCUAUACAACGUUGUCUGUUAUGCAAUGUUAAGUGUUCGGAUAUGGUUAGCAGAAAAUAGAGCAGGGAAAGAAUCGAGUUUGGUUCAAGGAAUCCUCUGAGUUUUAUUUAUUCAUUUUAUUGGAAUAUAAAAGCUAUGAAAAAUACAACACAGAGUGAAUGUUAACAGUUUAUCAGCAAGUCUUGGAUUAAGACUUGAUGAGAAAAAAGACCAAGAAAUGAUGUAUA